Messenger RNA from Coffea arabica (coffee), 417 nucleotides. RefSeq lists its product as uncharacterized. Gene Ontology annotation, molecular function: RNA-DNA hybrid ribonuclease activity; nucleic acid binding. Lineage: Eukaryota; Viridiplantae; Streptophyta; Magnoliopsida; Gentianales; Rubiaceae. The record is from RefSeq and is a predicted model, not a curated record.
AUGAAUUAUGAUGCAGCUCUACACCAAAAAACAGAUAAAGCAGGCUGGGGAAUGGUUGUGAGGAACUGGCAAGGAAAGGUUCUAGGAGCUUGGGCAGUACCAAACACAAGUUGCUCAAAUCCAAAGCUAGAGGAAGCAAUAGCGCUAAGAAUUGCUAUGCUAGUGGCAAAACAGCAAGGGUGGAGAAGAAUGGAAUUCGAAAUAGAUUGUAUGCAGGUAGUGAAUGGGAUAAAUAGAGAGGAAGAUGAUGUAAUCAUUUCAACAGUAGCUUCUAAUAUUAGGAAAUUAAAGUCCAACUUUGGUGAAUGUUGUUUCACCUUCAUUAGAAGGAUAAACAACUUUGUCAGUCAUACAUUAGCUAAGAUGGCUAUAAACUUGAAAGGAUCUGCUGAAUGGAAGGAUGACUUCCCAGUCUGA